This is a messenger RNA of Penicillium chermesinum, 1518 nucleotides long. RefSeq lists its product as uncharacterized. Gene Ontology annotation, cellular component: membrane. The coding region runs from base 1 to 1518 and encodes 505 amino acids. Lineage: Eukaryota; Fungi; Ascomycota; Eurotiomycetes; Eurotiales; Aspergillaceae. The transcript is spliced from 11 exons. Gene Ontology annotation, biological process: transmembrane transport. Gene Ontology annotation, molecular function: transmembrane transporter activity. The record is from RefSeq and is a predicted model, not a curated record.
AUGGCAGAGGAUACAGAAAACUCCUCCCCGCAGGGGCAGUUGGUGAAGCCGAUCAAGACAUGGAAGGGAUACAUCUGGGACACCUUCGAAAUGCCAGAAGACCAAAGAUGGCUUCUUUUCAAGCUUGAUGCAUUUGUUUUAACCUUUGCAUCUAUUGGUUAUUUCCUCAAGAACUUGGAUUUACAAAAUGUCACAAACGCCUACCUUAGUGGCAUGGAGGAGGACUUGAAAAUGUACGGAAAUCAACUGGUGACCAGCACCUCGGUCUUCACGGUUGGAUAUGUCAUUGGCCAGAUUCCGGCCAAUUUGUUGUUGACUCGGGUCUCCCCACGGUGGGUUAUCCCCACUCUCGAGGUGGGCUGGGGUAUUUCUACCAUGUGCAUGUCCAGUGUCAAGAGCUACCAAGCUCUCUAUGGUCUUCGCUUUCUCGUGGGCUUCUUUGAAUCUGGAUUCUACCCCGGAAUUCAUUACCUCCUUGGAUCUUGGUACACCCCGCAAGAGAUAGGCAAAAGAGCCAUGAUCUUCUGGCUCGCUGGAUCUAUCGGGCAGCUGUUUAGUGGUUUCCUGCAAGCGGCAGCCUACACGAACCUCGAUGGUGUGAGCGGUCGCGCAGGUUGGCGAUGGCUCUUCAUCAUCGAUGGCAUCAUUACUCUCCCACUUGCGGGUGGUGUUAAGACUUGGUGGACUACUGAAGAAGAGCAUAGGCUAUCAGUCAAUCGCAUGAAGGCGAUAGGUCGCGCAGGCAAGGAGCCGUGGUCUGUGGCAAAAGCCAAGAGGAUUUUCUCCAGCUGGCAUACAUACGUGCUACCAUUACUUUAUGUCGUUUGGAAUAACGGCUAUCCUCAACCGGGCAUGGGUUAUUGGCUGAAAAGUUUCAAUAAGACUCCCGCUCCUGUGCCAGGGGUUUCUUUCAGCGUUGCUGAUAUCAACAACUUACCAACUCUCACGAAUGGUCUCUUCAUCAUUGUUGCCUUUAUAUGGGGAUGGCUUUCUGAUGGACCUUUUAAGGGAUCACGCUGGCCCUUCAUUUACUUAGGAGCUGUGAUGACCCUUAUUUUUGUCGUUUUGCUGCGACAGAUGCCCUUAUACAGCAACAUACCUGGCCGGAAGGCUGUUUACUGGUUGAGUGCAACAGGAAAUGGCGCCGGUCCUCUCAUCCUAAGUUGGAUCAAUGAGAUAUGCUCCGAUGAUACAGAAAAGCGUGCCUUGCUGGUUGCCAUGGCUAAUGACCUUGCAUAUGUCGUGCAGGCAGUGGCUCCAAACUUUGUCUGGAAGACCACUGAUUUCCCGGCUGCAAAGAAAGGGUAUCUUUGGGCCGCCAUCUUACAAGUCCUGACAAUCUUGGUCACUAUUAUCAUCCAGGUUGGACUUCGAUGGGACAGAAAGAAGGCUGCUCAAGCCACUGAAGUUCUGUCGGUAGAUCCUAUUUCUGAUCCUUCGGAGACAGAAGAGGAAUCGGUCGAGCACGGCAAGACCGCUUCGACAAAUGUCAAACAGCUCAGUAUGAGUGAAGGUUGA